Piliocolobus tephrosceles (Ugandan red Colobus) is the source of this 1056-nucleotide messenger RNA. RefSeq names its product olfactory receptor 51I2. The transcript has a single exon. The record is from RefSeq and is a predicted model, not a curated record. Gene Ontology annotation, molecular function: olfactory receptor activity; G protein-coupled receptor activity. Gene Ontology annotation, biological process: G protein-coupled receptor signaling pathway. NCBI's taxonomy places the organism in Eukaryota, Metazoa, Chordata, Mammalia, Primates, Cercopithecidae. The coding region runs from base 76 to 1008 and encodes 310 amino acids. Gene Ontology annotation, cellular component: plasma membrane.
UCCAGCAAGUGCAACUGUUAGAAUUCUCCAAGUCAGAAGAUCUGACCCUGAAAAGUACCCUAAGUUUGUUCUGCUAUGGGGUCGUUCAAUGUCACUCACCCUGCAUUCUUCCUCCUGACUGGUAUCCCUGGUCUGGAGAGCUCCUGGCUGGCGGGGCCCCUCUGUGUGAUGUACGCUGUGGCCCUUGGGGGAAAUACAGUGAUCCUGCAGGCUGUGCGAGUGCAACCCAGCCUCCAUGAGCCCAUGUACUACUUCCUAUCCAUGUUGUCCUUCAGUGAUGUGGCCAUAUCCAUGGCCACACUGCCCACUGUACUCCGAACCUUCUGCCUCAAUGCCCGCAACAUCGCUUUUGAUGCCUGUCUAAUUCAGAUGUUUCUUAUUCACUUCCUCUCCAUGAUGGAAUCAGGUAUUCUUCUGGCCAUGAGUUUUGACCGCUAUGUGGCCAUUUGUGACCCCUUGCACUAUGCCACUGUGCUCACCACUGAAGUCACUGCUGCAAUGGGUUUAGGUGCAGCUGCUCGAAGCUUCAUCACCCUCUUCCCUCUUCCCUUUCUUAUUAAGAGGCUGCCUAUCUGCAGAUCCAAUGUUCUUUCUCACUCCUACUGCCUGCACCCAGACGUGAUGAGGCUUGCCUGUGCUGAUAUCACUAUCAACAGCAUCUAUGGACUCUUUGUUCUUGUAUCCACCUUUGGCAUGGACCUGUUUUUUAUCUUCCUCUCCUAUGUGCUCAUUCUGCAUUCUGUCAUGGCCACUGCUUCCCAUGAGGAACGUCUCAAAGCUCUCAACACAUGUGUGUCACAUAUCCUGGCUGUACUUGCGUUCUAUGUGCCAAUGACUGGGGUCUCCACAGUGCACCGCUUUGGGAAGCAUGUCCCACGCUACAUACAUGUCCUCAUGUCAAAUGUGUACCUAUUUGUUCCUCCUGUGCUCAACCCUCUCAUUUAUAGUGCCAAGACAAAGGAAAUCCGCCAAGCCAUUGUCCGCAUGUUUCGCCACAUCAAAAUAUGACUUUCACACUUGGCUUUAGAAUCUGUUGUUUAUUUUGGCCAUAGGUUC